Phytophthora nicotianae INRA-310 is the source of this 2313-nucleotide messenger RNA. Its product is annotated as TKL protein kinase. Bases 1 to 2313 code for a protein of 770 amino acids. The record is from RefSeq and is a predicted model, not a curated record. Gene Ontology annotation, molecular function: protein kinase activity; ATP binding. NCBI's taxonomy places the organism in Eukaryota, Oomycota, Peronosporomycetes, Peronosporales, Peronosporaceae. The transcript is spliced from 4 exons. Gene Ontology annotation, biological process: protein phosphorylation.
AUGAGGAGGAGCAGAUGGAGGAAUCGCAUGUUCGCGAUGCUAGCGGCAGUACAGGUGGCGACAAAUUUCGUCUUGGCGGCGUCGGUGACGGCGGAUUCUUCGGACGGUAGUAGCAGUGGGUCGGGCAGUUUAGAGGCGCUCAAGGCGCAGCGUCAGGAAUGUCUCGCGUCUCCACCGACUCAAAUCACGUUGACACAGAGCGCGUCGUCGGCCAGCGCGGCGUAUGUCAUCUACAAGGACUGCGCCAUCUUGACCAUCCGCGCAGACACGCAGAGCGACGGCACCGCGUCCAUGGACGCGUCUGGACAGAAGAUUGAGAUCGUCCAGAGCUUCCCCGAAGUCGACUCGCUGGAUCUAUCGGGUAACAAGAUCGGAGUUAUUCAACAAGCCGACAGCACAUCGAUCUCGACAUUGGAUAUCUCCGAAAACGGUAUUAAGGACAUGACCAACAUUUCGAUUCCCAGCAGUGUCACUGUCCUGAAUAUGGACGAUAAUCAGCUUACGGCGUUAUCGGAAGGCGAUAUCCCGGAAACCGUGACGUCCAUUUCGAUCCGAAACAACAGCAUCACGUCCUUGCAGAGCUUCGUCAUGAGCGACCAGGCCCAGUACAUUGACUUGAGUGACAACUCGAUGACAAAACUCUCGAGCUGGCAAAUGCCGACAAGUUUGCAGUCUUUCAGGUGUCAGGACUGCGGCAUCAAGAUCAUCGCCGGUGUGGUCUUUCCGACUGCCAUGUCAACUUUCGAUCUCACAGGCAGCAACGUGGAAACAUUCGAGGUUGCCAACUCCAGCGUCGCGGCUCUCGAGGCAGUGGACGACCUCGUAGUCACGACAAUUGGAGCCAACUGCAGUGACAGCCAAGCCACAUCGCUAGUGGCUCGUUCGAUGAAUCUGUGCGUGCUUCCAGACGGAUAUUUCGACGCCAAGUACCUUGUAGGCGGGUCAGACUCCUCGACUGCUGGUAGUGGGCCCAACCCUGCUGUUGGGGGUGAAGGAGGAGGCGGUGGUGGUCUCAGUAAUUGGAUGAUGCUGGCUAUGAUCUGCCUUGGAGCCAUGAUGGCCUGUAUCCUCGGUGGUGUGGUGUUCGUCAUCUUCCGGCGUAGACAAAAAGUUCGGGAUGAAGAGCUGAAAGAAGCCGAAAACCUGGAAUUUGACCCGGACGCUUCGUCCUCUUCCAAGGCGACUAAGUACAUGCCUAGUCACUUGACUGGCAUGUCAAGAACUGGCCGAACGGACUCAGUACCGGAGGCGAUGCUGAGUGAAUCGAAUGCCAACUAUGUGCUGAAUGACAUUCGCACAGACGACGAUAUUAUGCAGUGCAGGCUACUGCAGGAAGAAGUUGUACGUGGGAAAUUGUUGGCUAAAGGAGGCUACGGUGCAGUCUAUCUGGCCACGUUCCAGAACGAGAAGGUUGUGACCAAGCAAUUAUUACCUGAACGUGCACGUGACAAGCGCUGGUUGGGCAGCUUCAUGGACGAGAUUCGUCUCUGUUCGACGUUGGAUCACCCUAAAAUUGUUCACUUUAUCGGCGUAACUUGGAGCUCGAUGAUCGAUAUCUCUAUGGUCAUGGAGUACAUGCCACGUGGGGAUCUGAGUACCAUGUUACAACAGCAACUACAGCGCGAACUCCGCGAUGAAUACGCUCGAGAUGGCUACAGUUGGUUCCACUCGGUCGGUGAAGGACAAAACCUCAAGUGCAAGUCGCUUAUUGCACUCGAUAUCGCCGAAGCUUUAGUCUAUUUACAUUCGUUUGAAAGUCCGAUCAUCCACCGAGAUCUGAAGCCUAAGAAUGUGCUGCUGAGCGACACGUGGGAAGCCAAACUCACGGACUUUGGCAUCAGUCGGGAACUGGAUGAAGAUCAAACUAUGACAGCAGAGAUCGGCACAGUGUCCUGGAUCGCUCCAGAGGUGCUACGUGGCGAGCAUUACUCGGAAAAAGCCGACGUGUACUCCUUUGGCGUCAUUUUGACAGAGCUGGACACAUGUCGUCGGCCUUACUCGCAGGGUAUCCCAGGCGAGAGCAACCGUGGCGGCAACAACAAGACGUCGAACACUCGCAUUGCUGUGCUGGUUAGUGCUGGAACGUUGAGACCCGAAGUGCAUGUGGAUUGUCCUCGUAGUGUCCGUAACUUGGUGGACAAGUGCUUGGCGUUCGACCCGGAGGAUCGACCGUCGGCUCUUCAAAUUCACUACGAACUACGCAACUUGGAGCUGGGAGAAGAGGAGCUGUUGGCAUCGGCGAGACGCAUGACGCGGACGCAGUCAAAGAGCCUGGGGGCGAGUCAUUCAGCCCACCCAUUCCAAUCUUCGUAA